ACCAUAGCAGACUCACCCUCACUUUCUCAAACCAGCUCUGUCCUGGGAGCCUUUCCCCCAAAUCUCGACUUCCUGAGAUGGCUGGUCCUGGGCAGCAACUCUGGUACCAAGUCUGUCUGCUUCAGCCCAUCCCAGUGACACAGAGUACCCCAUCACAACGCUUUGCCUUCUGUUCAUUUUCCUACCUGGAGCAGGCAGGUCCCAAGCCCUCGCUCUGUCUGUACCCUCUGCCACACCUUCAUCCCCCCUCCCAUGUCUUCUAACUUUCCCUUGGCUUCACAGCACCCACUAGAGCCAAGAUUUACUCCUAUGGCCAGCCCUGGGCAGCCUGCGCCUGGGGAGGGCCAGCAGGAAGAGGAGACAGAGGGAGUCUCAGCAGGGCAUCGUGCGGAAGUGCUGCAGCAGGCCCAGGAGCUCUUUCUGCUGUGUGACAAGGAUGCUAAGGGCUUCAUCACUAGGCGAGACUUACAGGGCCUACAGAGUGAUCUGCCCCUUACGCCUGAGCAGUUGGAGGCUGUGUUUGAAAGUCUGGACCAGGCUCACACUGGCUUCCUCACAGCCCGGGAGUUCUGCCUAGGCCUGGGGAAGUUUGUGGGAGUAGAGUGGGCCCAAAGUGGGUCCUCCUUGAGGACGCCUGAGGAAACCUUUGAGUCAAGCACAGGGGGCUCUCUGGAAGAGGACGACGAUGUUGAGACAUUCUGCACUUCUUUAGAGAAGCUAGGAGUGGCCCGGGUUCUGGGCGAGCAAUGGGCGGUGAGAACUCUCUGGGUCGGGCUGCAGCGCGAGCGACCCGAGCUCCUCGGCUCCCUGGAGGAAGUUCUGAUGCGCGCGUCGGCCUGCCUGGAGGCGGCGGCCCGGGAGCGCGACGGUUUGGAGCAGGCGCUGCGGCGGCGGGAGAGUGAGCACGAGAGAGAGGUGCGCGGACUCUACGAAGAGCUGGAGCAGCAGCUGGGGGAGCAGCGACACCGCGGCCAGAGCCAGAAACUAGCCCGGGAGGAACAGAGGGGCCACCUGGAAUUGGAGCUGCAGACCCGCGAGCAGGAGCUGGAGCGCGCAGGCCUGCGGCAGCGGGAGCUGGAACAGCAGCUUCAGGCUCGGACUGCGGAGCAGCUAGAGGCACAGGCCCAGCACACCCAGCUGCGUAGGGCUUAUGAGGCCGUGCGGGCACAGCUGGAUCAGGCGCAAGAGCAGCUCAGCCGACUGGAGGGCGAAGCGCAGGGUCGUCAGGAGCAAACCCAAAGAGAUGUGGUUGCUGUCUCCAGGAACAUGCAGAAGGAGAAACUCAGCCUCCUAAGGCAGCUGGAGCUGCUGAGGGAGCUAAACCUGCGGCUUCGGGAUGAGAGAGAUGCCUGUGAGACUAAGCUGCUGGGCAGCAGUCAUAGGAAGGCUCUAGCUAUUGCCCACAAGCCUGGGCCCACCUACUGCUGCUGCUGCUGUGGCUGGGCUCGGCCCCCCAGAAGAGGUUCUGGCCAUCUUCCUAGUGCACGAUGACCAGCCCCAAAGGACUCACUGGGACUUUCUUAUGACCAGCCGGUUAUGUGUGGUGGUUGUCUGCUAAGUAUGUGGCCAGAAGGCAUCACCUGCCUGAAGGAGCUAACCUCUGAGUGGUCAAGGCCUUCCGUCUCCAUCCUGUCUUCAUCUCUGUUUAGAGGACCAAUAAAGGCCACUGACCACUGUGUGCUUCUUGCCUUUUGUGUGUCUGGAAAGCACAGCACAUUUGUGGUUCAUGCUUGGCGUCCGUUGCACAAGGGAGACAUGGAGAGAUUCACAGGUUCAUACUAACCUGCCAUUCCCGUGGCUGUGGGUUCCUGUGUGCUUGUGUAUGUUCUGUGAGUCUGGUCCCUUCCUCACCAAGGACUCAGGUUUCAGCAAGCGUCCACUCCCAUGCCAGUCCUUAUGUGGAAAGGGAGUCUUGCCCCUCACUUCCAUGGUCAGCUACUCUGGUCCAGGCCCUUACUCCCUUAUCCUCUGGCACCGUUCCUAGACAGGCCAUAUGCCCUCCUGACUUGGUACUUCUUGCAGGGCCCUCACGUGUCCGUGGUUUUCCCGGCACUCAUCACCACACUGUACCUGGAGCUUCUCCUCUGGCAUUUCCUCAGCCGCUAGAACCUGCAGUCUCAGAGUGGUUCCCUGGCUUUGAUUGGAGGAGAAUUUGGUCUUGGUCUCAGUUCUGGGCAAUGGUGGUCUAGAUGCCACCUUCUCCACCUCUCCACUCCCCAUCCGGGUUCUGCCUCCAGCCUAGCUCCUCUGUCUCUGAAUGAGUAGGGGGUCUUGGUGACCACCGGCGCCCUCAAGUCAACUUUCCGGCCGCACAGACGGGGCAGGUUCCAGGUCUCGCCGUGCUGUGAGGUCUCCCGCGCGCCGUUGCACCAAACCGGUUGGGACUUGCCCAACCCAGGCCGGCCG
Messenger RNA from Microtus ochrogaster (prairie vole), 2406 nucleotides. It is a transcript of the gene Cracr2b, whose product is annotated as calcium release activated channel regulator 2B. Gene Ontology annotation, molecular function: calcium ion binding. Lineage: Eukaryota; Metazoa; Chordata; Mammalia; Rodentia; Cricetidae. Gene Ontology annotation, cellular component: trans-Golgi network membrane. The record is from RefSeq and is a predicted model, not a curated record.